CAUGGGGGAGGUGGUGGCGCUAGGUGGCUACUGGCGCCCGAGGUAGAGGCAGUGGCACUGGAGUUGGCCGGGGGCAGCGGCAGGUGGGUACUGGUAACGCGGACCUGAGGUCUGGGGGCGGUCGCGGGGCGGAAACUACAGCUCGGCGCUCCUGAGGCGGAAGCCAGCGGAAGGGGGCCUGGACUGCGGGCCGUGUCGGGCCCCGGUCGGGGCCAGGGCGGGGGCGGCGGCGGCGGCGGCGGCGGCGGCGAGUUCGCGCUGACUGGGCUGGUGGGAGAGCAGCCCGGCUCUUGGUGGCGGAGUUCGUGGUGGCAAGAUUUGGGGCUUAAACAACUUCCAGGGAAGAAGGCCAGUGCAGCUGCUGUUGCAACCCAAGAUUUUGAUCCACAUCCGUAGAUUGGAAUAUUGGUGGGCCAGCCAUCCUCAGACACCUCACUGAGGACAGAUGAGGAAACUGAGGCUUGGUGAAGUUACGAAACUUGUCCAAAGUCACACAGCUUGUAAAGGGCACAGUCAAGAUUCAGAGCCAGCUUGUAAAAAUUAAAAUGAAUAAACUACGGCAAAGUUUUAGGAGAAAGAAAGAUGUUUAUGUUCCAGAGGCCAGUCGUCCACAUCAGUGGCAGACAGAUGAAGAAGGAGUUCGUACUGGAAAAUGUAGCUUCCCAGUUAAGUACCUUGGGCAUGUAGAAGUUGAUGAAUCAAGAGGAAUGCACAUCUGUGAAGAUGCUGUAAAAAGAUUGAAAGCUGAAAGGAAGUUCUUCAAAGGCUUCUUUGGAAAAACUGGAAAGAAAGCAGUUAAGGCAGUCCUGUGGGUAUCGGCAGAUGGACUCAGAGUUGUGGAUGAAAAAACUAAGGACCUCAUAGUUGACCAAACAAUAGAAAAAGUUUCUUUCUGUGCCCCAGAUAGGAACUUUGAUAGGGCCUUCUCUUACAUAUGUCGUGAUGGCACAACUCGGCGCUGGAUCUGUCACUGCUUCAUGGCUGUCAAGGACACGGGUGAAAGGCUGAGCCACGCAGUGGGCUGUGCUUUUGCAGCCUGUUUAGAACGUAAGCAGAAGCGGGAGAAGGAAUGUGGAGUGACUGCUACUUUCGAUGCCAGUCGGACCACUUUCACAAGAGAAGGAUCAUUCCGUGUCACGACAGCCACUGAGCAAGCAGAAAGAGAGGAGAUUAUGAAACAAAUCCAAGAUGCUAAGAAAGCUGACACAGAUAAGACAGUGGUUGGUUCAUCAGUGGCCCCUGGCAACACUGCCCCACCCCCGUCCUCUCCCACCUCUCCCACUGCGGACGCUACCGCCUCGCUGGAGAUGAACAAUCCUCACGCCAUCCCACGCCGGCACGCACCAAUUGAACAACUUGCUCGCCAAGGCUCUUUCCGAGGAUUUCCUGCUCUUAGCCAGAAGAUGUCACCCUUUAAACGCCAGCUAUCCCUGCGCAUCAACGAGUUGCCUUCCACUAUGCAGAGGAAGACUGAUUUCCCCAUAAAAAAUGCAGUGCCAGAGGUAGAAGGGGAGGCGGAGAGUAUCAGCUCCCUGUGCUCACAGAUCACCAGCGCCUUCAGUACACCCUGCGAGGAUCCCUUUUCAUCUGCCCCGAUGACCAAGCCGGCGACCGUGGUGGCAGCACAGUCCCCUGCCGCUCAGGGGACCCAGUGGGGUCGAUCUUCUGGUGCUGUCUCUCCAGGUCUCUUCCAGGCUGGUCACAGACGCACUCCCUCUGAGGCCGACCGCUGGUUGGAAGAGGUGUCCAAGUGCGUCCGGGCCCAGCAGCCCCAGGCCUCAGCUGCCCCUCUGCAGCCAGUUCUCCAACCUCCUCCACCCAGUGCCAUCUCCCAGCCUGCGCCACCUUUCCAAGGAAAUGCAUUCCUCACCUCUCAGCCUGUGCCAGUGGGUGUGGUCCCGCCCCUGCAGCCAGCCUUUGUCCCUGCCCAGUCCUACCCUGUGGCUAACGGGCUGACCUAUCCAGCCCCUAACGUGCCUGUGGUGGGCAUCACUCCCUCCCAGAUGGUUGCCAACGUGUUUGGCACCGCAGGCCACCCUCAGGCUGCCCAACCCCAUCAGUCUCCCAGCCUGGUGAAGCAGCAGACAUUCCCUCAGUACGAGACAAGCAGUGCCACUGCCAGUCCCUUCUUUAAGCCUCCUGCUCAGCACCUCAACGGUUCUGCAGCUUUCAAUGGUGUAGACGAUGGCAGGUUGGCCUCAGGAGACAAGCACACAGAGGUUUCUGCAGGCACCUGCCCAGUGGAUCCUUUCGAAGCCCAGUGGGCCGCGUUAGAAAGCAAGUCCAAGCAGCGUACUAACCCCUCCCCCACCAACCCUUUCUCCAGUGACUUACAGAAGACUUUUGAAAUUGAACUUUAAUCUGUCCUUAUGGUUUACGUAUUCUGUCUGUACUUAGGCAAGGGCGGAGGGUGGAGGUCAAAGGAGCAAAGGGGACUUUGUGUUCCCAACACCAGUACGCUUUUCACUAAUCCCAAAGGUCCCCAGGAGCAUGUCCAGGCAUAGAGUGCUGAAGGGGUGAUUGAAAAAAGUGGAGAAAACCAUUCCUAGAGAAGAGCUGCCUUGCAGUUAGACUAAAGAAGUUAAGGAAAUGUUACCCUCUGCCCCCCUCUUCCUCCCUCAGCCCCUCACAAAUCUCUGGCAACAGAGAGGCAGAAGUAUCUGAACAGGAACCUGUAUUCAAAGCACAUUUACUGGAAUAUAAAACACAACGGGAAGCAAAACGAUCUCCCUUUGUUUUUCAGGCCAUUCACCUGCCUCCUGUCUCAGUACUGGCCUGUCUUAAAGAUCAAAAACAGGGUGGCCUGUGCUUGGGCUGGGGACAAGAGGCAGGCUGUGCUGCCAGAACUCCCAGGAGGGCACAUCAGGAGCCGCCCGGCAGAGCUAUAUUUUAGGGGUAAAGUUGAGCUUCCAUUUUGAGUAAGAAUAAAUAUUAUAAAUGUAUAUCAAAAAGCCAAAAUCUUUAUUUUUAUGCAUUUAGAAUAUUUUAAAUAGUUCUCACUAUUAAAAAGUUGUAUGAGUUGUAAGUAAUCUUGCCAAAGGUAAAGGGUUAGCUGUAAGAAAUUGUACAUAAGAUUGAUUUAUCAUUAUGCCUAUUGAAGUAAAAAGAGGAAGAGUUGGAAGUUGCAGACGGGAUCCUUAGCUUACUUGGUAUCAUUUACUGUAAGUAGCACAUUGCAACAACAAUCAUGCUUAUGACCAAUAUAGUCAACUAGGUUGUAGUUUUAAAUAAACAGUGAGCAGUAUUGUCCUGGUUUUAAACCUAUAAAGAAAUUCUAAUGUCAUUAUUUUAAUGGAAUCAAUCUAAAUAGAGAAUAUGUAUUUUCUUCUAUAUAUUGCUGCAGUUUCCUUAUGUUAAUCCUUUACUUUGUUUUAACACUAAGGUGACAAUGACAUAAUCAUAUCCAUAGACAGGAACACAGGUUACUGUGUUGGUUUGUCGUGUAGGUCUUGGUGGGUUUUGCUUUGUCCUUUAAGUAAGUUUUGUUCCCACAACUUUUGUGGGGAUGGAGGUUCUAGUUUUAUUAGCACUGCGGGUGCGUGUGCAUGUCGGGGGGUGUGUGUCCAUCCCUCUCCCUCCAGGUGAGCAGAACAUCCCAUUUGCCAGUUGCAGCCACUUGACCUCUGGUAACAACAUGAGAUCCCAUCUCAUUUUUACUUUUGAACGUUGGCCUUACAAUCAAAUGUAAGUUAUAUAUAUUUGUACUGAUGAGAAUUUAUAAUCUGCUUUAACAGAAAUAAAUGUUCGUGGUAGAAGCUUUUGGCCAUGAAGGGCUAUUCUUUCCCCUUUUCUUUAUUAGCAAGUGAGUUUUGGUUCUUUUUGGUCUUGUCCUCUCUCCAUUCUACUGCCGCCACAGAUUUCUAGGUUGAUGGCUAGAAAAUCUUUCACUGGGACUAGUAUAUUCUUAAAAUUCAUAUUUGUAUCCACACUUUAGGCUUUGGUUGUUCCUAAGCGCAUCUCUGAUGUCAGAUUCUUCUUGCUCAAAGUGCAGACUUCAACCUGGCAGCUGCUUAGAGAUGCAGAACCUCAGCCGACCCCAGACCUAAUAAUCAGAAUCUGCAUUUUAACAAGAUUCACAUUCUGAGAAGUUGGGCUGGAGCAGUGGUUUCCAACUUUGAAUACAUAUUAGAAUCAUCUGGGACAUUUUAAAAUCCUCAUGCCUGGCCCAUACUCCAGACCAAUUAAAUCAAAAUCUCUGGGGAGUAGAACCCCAGGUGCAGUUUUUUUAAAAAGCUCCCAGUAUGGAAGAAGGUUGAGAACCACUGGUCUAGAUUGAGUUUCACUCUCACCUCUAACCUUACCCCACUACUCUGUGACUAGUUCCAAGAAGAGCUAGCUAACCUCAAACUUACCUUCUGAAGUGUGUCACAAAUUUGCCAAAUACUAAUUUAACUAAAGAACGGGGGAGUCCAAGAAAGUAGCCCUUAUUUUCCAAUUUCUACAGCAAAACCAGCCAUGGUUAGGGAAAGGGAUGCACCUCUCUAUUUUUUUUUUAAUGAAAAGAAAAAAAGACCUGUGCCACCACGUUUCUUUUGUUGAAUGAGAGGUAGACCAAGAAGAAGUAUCACUCACCCAUGAUGCAGCUGUUUGUCUUUUCCAGCCAGUGUGUUGAUAAUAAAAAAAGUCACCUUUCCCUGUAA
Mesoplodon densirostris (Blainville's beaked whale) is the source of this 4640-nucleotide messenger RNA. RefSeq names its product NUMB endocytic adaptor protein (gene NUMB). Gene Ontology annotation, molecular function: cadherin binding. The transcript is spliced from 12 exons. NCBI's taxonomy places the organism in Eukaryota, Metazoa, Chordata, Mammalia, Artiodactyla, Ziphiidae. The record is from RefSeq and is a predicted model, not a curated record. The coding region runs from base 546 to 2360 and encodes 604 amino acids.